Messenger RNA from Cinara cedri, 24166 nucleotides. The record is from the annotation of a GenBank genome assembly. Lineage: Eukaryota; Metazoa; Arthropoda; Insecta; Hemiptera; Aphididae.
AUGGAAAUAGAACCUGUGAAAAAUCAACUGGUAAGCAUUGAACUAUAUAAAAAUAUCAAAAUUAGAUUUAAAAAGCUACCGCACCUGCUUAUUUAACUGUCUCGUGACCUAGCUAUGACGGGUAACACAAACUUAUUAUAACGCACUAUCAGAACGUCAGCAGUUACAACUUGAAAAAUUAUCACGGUUUGAGAAAAACGAGUUUUAACGAUUUAAAUACAACGUAAAACAAAAAAUAUUUUAUCUGCAGUCAUACAAUUUUGGAUUUAUACUCAUCAUUUAGAAGCAAAAUUAUUAUAUCCUUUAUAAACUAUAAAAUUUAAAAAAAAUUAUAACCAAUUAAUUAGUUACCUUAUAUUUAAAAUUUAAACCAAUCGUAAAGGAAUAGUGUAUAAUUUUGAGACAUUAUAUUUAUAUUAUACAUUACUAAAUCUACAGUAUUCUAAUAUUUUCUUUAACACUAUAUUAUAUUUUUUAAUUAAACUAUUAUUUAUAAUUUUGUAAAUAUAACAAAUUACGGUAGUGCAUCGCGAAGAACUGCUUUUUUAACAAACAAGAAAAGACUCAGUUGCUGCACAAUGGUAGAAAACUCCAAGUUCUAUUUAAUAGAUAGGUGCUAGGUAUGUGGUUAGCUAAGUCAGCUUGGUGAGCGUUAGGUUGCUUCCUUAGAAAUAUAUGUACCUACUGAAAUAGUUGAAUCAAUUGACUUGAGCUGAAUUAUUUUUUUAAAAUGUAAUUUAUUUAAUAAUAACUUUAAAAUAAUAUGUUUAUAUAUAAUAUAUAAGGUGAUAUCGUGGGGAUAUUUCUCAAUAAAUAUGUGAAUGCGAGUUCAGAUAAAAACAUUUAAAGGCCAAGAACAUGUACAUAUAUUGUAGUGAAAACUGAACCAACGUCCCCUCCAAACCCCCCUCUUAAUUCGGGUUUGGAUUGGAGUGUCAAAUAGUUUCGUUAGACUCACUCAUGAUGUAAUAGCUCUUACCGCCACUGUAAAAAUUGGUAUAGUUUAAAAUUCGAUUUUUGGUUUCAGUUUAAAUUAGAGUAUAAACACAGAUAAUGAAAUUGUACAAGUGCCUUUAUUUUCUAUGACGGUACAAGGUUUGCUGUAGUUUUUCUAAAAUAUUUAUUUUGUUUGAAAAUAUGUUAAAUGUUAUAGCUUAGUGUUUAGGUUAUUUUUUUUCUUUAAAUAGCUGAACCUCACUUUUUUGUUUUAUAAUAUGUUACUUUAGAAAAACAGAACGUACAGUCCAACAGCCCAAAAUAUUUUUUCUCUUUAAAUUUGAUUAUACAAAUAAGCAUGUAAUUUUUAUAAUUUCAACGCAAAAAGUGUUCUCGGAACGCGUCCAAAUUUAGGGUAAUGUACUUUUUCACGUAGGAAACGGUACCUAUAGUUUUAGAAAUAAUUUGUAUUAUUAUUAUUGUUGUUUUUUAUUAAAACAAGAUAAUCUUUGCGUUAGUACAUACGAUUUUCACGAAAGAUCGCGAUAUUAAUAAUGUAUACCGACCUACGUGUUUCUGUGUUUAUAUUUCCCGUUUUGCCUUUUAUUUCAAUGAUGCACAAUUUGUACGAAAGAAAUUUCGGUGAAAUUCUAAAAGAUAAAAAAACAGUCUUUGAAAUACUUUUAGAUGAACGCGUACACAUUCAAUAUUUUAUCUAGAUACAUAUAAAAUAGCGCACAAGUUACAUUCUGUUCAUCGUACAUAAACAAUAUUGCACAUUCAACAAAUAUUUUAUGAUUUAUAAGGAUUUCUGAAUCAACAAGGCAGAUAUAAUAACAUAAUAAUAAUAAUAUAUACAGUGCUCCUAUACGCGGAAAAAAUCAAAAGAUAUAUAUUCAUAAUAUAUUUACCCUCAAUAAUAUAUUCUAUAAAAACAUUAACAUCAUUCUUUCAGGUUUCAAAUACCUAGAUAGUUUUUUUUAUUAAAUUUUUUUUUUUUCGUGUCUGUGAAUAACUUUUUUACCAAUAGUGUUACUCCAAUCAUCGGCAUUGUCAGUGGUUUCUGGUACCGAAUUUAGUAUAUUUUGACUAACAUAUUUAAAUGAACUUGGUUCAGAAUAAUUUUUAAUUUACAAUGAUUAAUUGUUGCGUACCGAUAGAAACUAAAAAUUAUCCUAUACAUCUUGUUGGGAAUACUUUCCUAAUUUCUCAUCUACAAUUAAGUAGCCCACUUAAGGUGCAAGUUAUGUCCGGGUUUUUUUUUUUUUUUCUAAAAAUUAAAAUUAUAUAAUUAUUUACUAGUAAAUAAAACUAUAUGAUUUAAAUCAUGACAGAAAUAUAAAUCGGCUUACAAUCAACUUAUAUAUAAGUACCUACAUAAUAGUUUGAAAAUAUUUAUAAUUAAUUUAGUUGGUUUAUGGUCCGAAGAGUUUAGAAUUAGCUUGACGCAAUUAAAUACCUACAUUAUAUUAAUAGUUUGUAUUGUAUACUCGUACAGAAUUACUACCUAAUCAGAGAGCGGCAAUAAUGGAAUCAUAUUUAUUUUAUCUCUCGUAUACAAAUUAUAUUAUUUUUUUGGUUAUAAUUCCCCAGCAAAUAUAGAAUUCAUAUUUAUUUAAAACAAUAAAAAACAUGUUUUUUUUUAAUAAAAAUGUAGCCAAAUACUCAUAGCGAUUGAUUACGUAUAACUAAUUGUAAUUCACUGGUCACGCUUAUUUUUCAAAUAAAAUAUUAACAAAUUCAAAAUAAAUUGAAAUCGAUUAUGUGUUUGAAUUGGUUGAAAUUUUAUUUUAAAAAAAACGUGGAAAACCAAGUAUAAUAUUUAUCGACAGUAUAAAUUGCAUUUAAGGUUAAGACUAAAAAAAAUACAAUUAUUAUAAGUAUUUCGAAUUAAUUGGGUAAUUCAUAGCUUUUUCAUAGCUUUUUAAGGUUAUCAAGCAAUAACAAUAGGUGGCUACAUUUUUGUUUCUUUUGUUUUUGGAGGAGAUUUAACACCUUUUUUUAAUACCCAGAAAAUAUAACAGAUUAAAAUCAUGAAACUUUUAUGUCUUAUCACUUGAAUAAUAUAAUGAUAAUAGAUAAGUGAUAAAAUAUAACUGAUAAAAGAUAUGAGAAACGAGAUAUGGUAAGCUUUUAAUUUUAGAUAAGUGAUAAGAAAUUAGGACAAGAGAUAUUAAAAAGAUAUACCUGGCCGAGAGUCUCUUGAUUUUGUUAAUAUAUCUAAUUUAAUUUAAUAAAUUUUAAUUUUAUUCAUAUUUCCUACAUGUCAAAUAAUGUGGUAGUAAAAUUAUAGUUUAUUCCAUCAGGGGACCGAAACGAUUCCGCACGAUAUCCGCACGAUUUCACAACUAUUUCUUAAUUUCUUUUGGACAUAAUGACACGAAAUUCCGAAUUAUAUAUUAUACAAAUAUAGGGUUAGACAAGUUCUUCAAACCAGCCCAGGCUAAACAAUAAUAUAAUUUAUUUAUGAAACCAGCUCCAUUACCAAGUUAUAGACCAGCCAGUCCAACCUUACAGGUGUAUACAUUUCUAAAAUAUGACACGGUUUCGUACAGUUACGAAUUAUUAAAUAUGAUUGUAUACCACUCUACCAAAAACCUGUUCAUAAAUUUUACUGUUUGAAUAUGUGUUUUUCCGUCAAAUAAAUAAUCUGAUUAUCGUGACCGAAACGUCACAAGUCACAAUAUACACAACGAUAACAUCGCAUAGAAAUUGUGUGUAGAAUCGUGUUAUGCAGAAUAUUAUGAAUGAAAAGAUAAAUGGGCAAUCGUGCUAUGUGAAAUCGUGAAUAAACAAUUCCAGCGGCAGCCCACCCUAAAAUAUAAAAUAAAAUCUAGCUACCCGGAAUCAUGUUUCCUCUUGCUCUUCUCCAAAUAUAGUCCUGGAAAUUGAAAUUAUUUUAUAGUUAUUGCAAUGAAUAAAUUUAUUUUACAGAAAACACCGAAAUCACUGUGGUAUAUAAUAUGUCACACACUAUGCGAACAGGUGAACUUUUCCGGAAUCAAAGGUAAGGAAUAUAAUAUUUUUACAAUAGCUGUAUACGCGAAGUAGUAGUAAAAAGCCAAUAAAAGUGGUAAAAUCUCACGGUAGUUGAUACAUUGGGGACGUCAUUUUUUGAAUUUCAUAAAAAUCGGAAAAAAAUGACAGGUAAAACAGCAAAUGUUUACAGCGCGACUCGGCAUUACCGAUUUUAUUGUUUUUAAUUUUUUUCACACUAUAUUUUCUACUAGAAAUUACUUUGAUUACAAAAUACCUAAGUAUCAUUUGUUUUACAUUUUGGAUCUCGUAGUUCGUAAAUUAAUUCGUGUUUUUGAUUUUCCUAGUAAUUUUUAUGAUAAUUUGGUAAAACCGGAAAAAAACUUUUCGUCUAAUUAAAACGAACAUAUUUACGGUGACAUAUGUUUCAUUAUUUUUUAUACAUACGAUGUUUUCUACCAAAAAUAUUCUUUUUUAUUUAAUUUUUAAUAUAAUUGUUGAGUAAGAAAGUCAAUUUUUGAUUGUUUCUGUGGGUUAUUUAAUAAUUAAGAAAAUCAAAAAAAAAAAACGAAAAAAGAACGGGAAAAAUUACGAAAAUAGUGCUUUUAUUAUUUAUUUUAAUCAAGUUACUUAUAUUCGUAGAAACUUGAAAUUUUGUUAGAAAACUUAUAUUUGUUCUUUCUAUACGUGAACAAAUUUUCAAAACAAUUGAACCAUUUUUGAGCUUUUCAUAGGCCUUUUAAUUUAGUACCUACCAAAGAACUCUGUGAAUAAAAUUCUUGGACUUGAAUAUUUAAUAGAAGUUUCAUUAUAAGUUGAACUUGAUGGUCAGAAAGAAAAGUUAAAUUUAAUAUUUUUUUUUUAUAUAUAUAUGUUCGUAUAAUAGUUUUAAUAUCAAAUUUUGACAAAAAUAUAAUUGUUACAUCCCUUCGUAACAUGUAUAACCGAACUUCGCUCCAAAUCGUCUUUCACCAGCAAUGGUUUACCGUUGCUUACAGAUAGAAAUUAAAUAACUUAAUGUAUCCUAUCUUUUUUGAUUUAUGACUGAAAAUUAAAUUAUGCAACGCAUUACCCAAACCAAAUAUUUUGAUUUACGCGUUUAAAUGGAAAAUAUUUCAUACUUUAUAUAAUAAGUGAAUAACGAUUAUGUAGAUGGUACUUAACAUUGACAUGUUAACCAGGGGCGUCACUUCCAUUUUUUUUCAGAGGUGCAAGGUUUCAAGCAGGUCAUUAUAAAUAUUUCACCAGACCAUAUACAAAUCCAUAUUUAUUCUUAUGUAUAUUAUCCUGCUGUUAAUUGUUUUAAAAGAUUACGAUUCGCAAUAAACAUAUUGAUCAGAUUCGCAAUUAACAUAAAUAGUAAAAAACUUUUUAAAAUCUAAAUAAUAAUAAAUAAUUGACACUUUACCUUUGAAAAUAAAUAAGUAAUGCAUACAAAUAUUAAAGAUAAUUAUUAUAGAAAAACAAAAAAAAAAAAAUACAUAAUAUUCAUAUUAUUACUUAUCAAUUACUAAUAAUUAAUUGAUAAGUACAACUUUUGCACAAGCUAAAUAACGCUCUAGAAAAAAAAAAAAAUUAUAUUUAUAAUAUAAGAGGAUACCGGCGAUUUUUAAGCCCGGCAAAUCCAUCGACAGCUAUCUCUUAAUCAAUAUUAUUUACUUCUGCUUUUUAGAACCAUAAGACCAUUUAGCUAUUAAUCAUCGCCCAUGGAAGUGCAUAAAUAUGAUUUUAUAUUUUUAAGUGAUGAAAAACCAUUUCAUUUUAAUGCCAUUGUAAUUGGUAAAGUUUUUAUCGAUGAAAUAAUUUUCAAUGUUUCCUUAAAAGCGACUGUUAACCGGUCAACCGUAAAGUUAUCCAACUUUUGACCGUGUGAUUUCUUAUUUAAACUUGUAUUCUGUAGGUAUCAGGUAUACCUGAUAGAUAAUAAGAAUGCAUGAUACAUUUAUUGUUUACUUAAUUACUUGAUAACAUGAUAUUUGUUUAUUUACAGUAAAUAAACCAAUGUUGUUAAUAUAAAAAUAUAAUUUAACAAUAAUUAUCUAUAUAUAAAAAUGAUACAUUAUUUCACCAGGCUGAUUGGGACUAUUUUAAAAGUAAGGGGUUCAAUCACAUAUCCUGCCCUCCCCCCAAUCCCCCAAUGACGGUGGUGCUAAAAUUAGCGUAUGAGAGAUUUUUAAUUGAUAAGUAGGUUAAACAUAUUCAAUUAAAUUUAUACAUGAAAAUUUAACCAACAUAUAUCUUUAUUUGUUACAAAAAACCUUUGUUUAGGUUAUAAUGAAAAGUAUAAAUUAUUUGUACUAGUAUUCUGAGUAAGAUACGGCCCAUUAUCCCAAAGAUUACGAUAGCCUCAGUUAAGUUGAUUCCUGUUAAUUUUGUUAAUUUGUCAUGAGGUUUAAAAUAAAUUGCAAUUGUUCGUUGUUUUUUUUUUUUUUUUAUCAUAAAUUUGAACUUACAGGCAUAUAAAAAUAAAUUAUGACAUAACACUCAACUAUUUGUUUUACUACUACUUAGCAGUAAACCAUUGACGAAUCUUGUUUUAAAAUUAUUAGUAUUUAAAUGAAUUAAUAAAAUUAUAUCCACAUAAAACCAAAAAGUUUUCAAAAGUUUUAAACAACUAAAAAUAUCUCAAAAUACUACGAGCUAAAUAUGAGAAACGACCCACUUCUGGGAUAGUAAAUUAUACAUGGCCAAUACAUUCCUGUAGUACUAUGUCUAUUAUUUUAUUAGAAAUAUUUCUUCACUGCUGAACAGUUUACUUUAUUUUUUUUAUACUUUGACACAGCCAAUGGGGGGCUGAAGUCCCCUGGGUACGCCACAGCGGGUUGACGAAACACUUUUCUUAAUAUUGUGUGGAUAUAUAUAUGUACAUUUUAGCAAUUAUGGUGUUACACCUGACGUCGGAAUUGAAUUACACUCAAGACGAUUCAAUGAUGAUUUUUCACAGUUUUAUGUUAAUGUCCUAUUUGAUGCCGUUAUGCGGUGCUAUAUUUGCCGACUCUUACUGGGGAAAAUACAAGUAAAAUAAAAAUCAUAUUAAUAGCGAUUAGUUAAUUGAAUAUUUUUUGUUCUUUAUUUAUCGUUAUAGGACCUUGAUACGAUUGUCAGUAGUCUAUGCGAUUGGAAAUGUAAUCCUUACCGGAUCGACAAUGGCUGACAAUUUUUCCUUCGAUACUCAAAGGUAAACGCAUGAAAAACUACAACAGUAACACGGUAUCAAUAAAUAGAAUCAUAUUAUUUCAUCUUAAACUGUUUACAUAUAGCAAAAAACAAACAAAAAAUACACCCCUCGCUUCAAAAAUGCGAUUAUAUCUUACAUAUUUCAAAAUACAGUCGUAUUUAACAUAUAGUUUUUUACGUUUAUUUGUUAAAAUGUUUACAAAUAUAAUUUGUAAAAUGAGCAUUUUUUAUUUUUUUUAACAAUUUACAGAAAAUGUCUUUACGACAAUGCUUCUUUUUUUUUUUUAAUUUUGAAUAUUUUAUUUUGAUAGUUUUAACUUAAUUUAUAAUAAAAUUCUUAUCUUUUUCUUUAUAAACAGUAUAAACCAUAUGAAAUAUAAAAUAGAAUCGUGUAGUAUACUUUCAAACGGUUCCAGCAACUUUUACAAUAUCUAUAGCCGUUAUAAUUACUACACAUACGUUUAACGACGUGUCCUUCCUAAACAAUCUUAAUGUCACACAAAACCACCCACCCACCAUAUAAAAUUCAAAAGCAGCCGCUUCUGAAAACUAUGGUUCACUACACAAAUGCUUUCAAAGAUAUUGAUGGGAACAAUACUGCACCCACUUACACUCUAUUUCAUAUAAUUUUAAUGCAUUUUAAUGCACUUAUAAUGAUUGUUAUGUUUAGAUACAUAACCAUCGCAGCAUUAUUGAUUAUUUCAAUUGGAAAUGGCGGAAUAAAACCUUGUACGUACACAUUUGGUGGUGAUCAAUUUCAAUUGCCUGAGCAAAAGGAUCAACUCGCUACAUUUUUCAACAGGUUUCUGAUUGCCGUUUACUUAGGAAUACUGUUGGCUAAAUUUUUCAUACCUGAAUUACGGGCUAGUAUACAUUGUUUUGGCAGGGAUUCGUGUUUCCCACUCGCGUUCGGCGUUUCAACACUAUGUCUGCUAUUAGGAAUCGGUAAUUAUUAUUGAAUUAUAACAAUCAAAGGUUAGUGAAUAAUAAUUUCAGGAUAAUCAUUAAUGAAUAUACAAUUUUAUGAACUAUUUAAAUAAUAUACUAUAUUCCAUGUAAGUCACUAUUUAUUGUAUAAAAAAAUCAAAUAAUAAUUUAUUAUUAUUAUAUUUAUUAUUAUAAUUUAUUCCUGUAUAUUAAUAAAAAAAAUAUGACUAAAGAAUUUUUUUUUUCUUGAGCUUUUAUGGAUUUUAAAAGAUUUCGCUGCCACUAAUACAUUCCUCCACAUAUCUAUGUCCGCGCAAUUCUGUAUUGCAGCUAUUUCUCGAGUACAUUUAUUUAAAUUAUUUUUAACUCUGUCAUCCCAACGCUGCCUGCCGUAACUCUUAGGUAUUUUCACAAUUAUCUUCACUUUUGAAAAUAUAACCUUAGAAUACAAAGUAUAUACAGUUUAAUAUUUUAUGAUUACAAUCGUAUUUAUAUUAAAUUUUUUUUUUUUAUAUUAAGGUGGUUUUUUUAUGGGAAGAAAUUUAUAUAUAAAAAGAAAACCAGAAAACCACGUAAUAUUUAGGACUUUUGGUUGUAUAUGCGUAAGUAUGCACGUGAUUAAACAUGGUACUUAUUUUAAAAUAUUUUUUUUUUUUUAGUAUGCUAUUUACAAAAAAAUUACGUCAAAAUCAGAUAAUGCCCAUCAUUGGCUCGAUCGCUCAAAGGACAAAUAUACUUUGAUAGAAAUUUCAGACACAAAAGCAGCGCUAGAUGUUAUACAUAUAUUUAUAGCUUUUCCGGUGUUUAAUGCACUCUACGAACAACAAGUAAUAUAUAAAUCAUUUUCUUACUUGAUGGCAAUUGUCUAUUUUUAAUCGAAAUCAUAUUAAUAGUAGAUAGGUUGCUGUUAAUUUUAAUAUGGUUACAUUGAAGUGUUGUGAAUUUUCAGUUUUCGCGGUGGACGUUUCAAGCGACACUAAUGAACGGCAAAAUAGAGGCUAUCAACUGGGAAAUAAAACCCGAUCAGAUGCAAACUAUCUAUCCGUUUUUAUCUUUGAUAGUGUUGUUCUAUUUUAAAUCCACAGUAUACCCGUUUUUCGCCAAGUUCGGCAUCCGCACGCCAUUGCAAAAGCUAAUACUGUGCCACACGUUUGCGGUUUUCGCUUUUAUGUCCACUACUAUCCUUCAGUAUGUAAUAUUUGUGAGUUUAAUAUACCAUGUUACCUAUAACUAAUUAUAACCACGCAUUUACCGCGCAAAUAAUUACAAUUUAAUAUUUCUUCAAUUUGUAUACAAGGGCGAAAUCACCACAAUAUCAAGGCACGAAGGUCGAUUCUCGGUUUACAAUGAUUUCAAUUGUAAUGUUCAUAUAAACUCGUCCACAAUGCCAAUCGACGAUAUUGUCGAAUCAUUGGGCACUUCUAAUUUCAAGUGCACGCCGACUUUCAAUAAAGAAGCCGUGAACAUCACAUUAAAGUUUGACAAUUCGUGUAGUUCAUAUCACGAUAAACUACUAUACACCGAAGUGACCAUUUCCAAAGGAAAGGUAAAAUAUAAAUAGGUAUUACCAUAUUUACUUGACUUCGGGGCCUGAUUAACAACAGGCUGAAAAGGCUAUAGCCUAGGGCGUCGUUAAAUGGAUGAGGGAGGCACAGUAAAACAAUGUUUUUAAAAAUUAAUAUCUUUUAAAUUUGUAUCUAUAUAUCAGUGACCAUAUGCGCAGCUUACUAAUUAUCAAGUAAACAUCAACUGAUUAUUAGCAGUUAAAGUGAUGUGAUUUUUAUCUAUUUUAACACAUUUUGUAAUGUUACGAUGUUAUAACGUAAUAUUUUAUUAACAUCAAUACAACAAGGUAUUGCAGAAUGGGAUACUUAUAUACUAUACAGGGUCUUCCCAAUUUCAUAUUGCAGUUAAAUUUUCCAUGAAAUAGGUACUUAUUUAUUAAAAAAAUGAUUUAUGUAAAAACUUUCUAGAAUUAUAAGGGUAUUCUAUAAUUUUACAUAGCUCUUACUUUUUCAACCUAAUUUUUUAGGGUGAAACCACUACCUUUUUUUGAUUUCAAAUAGCAACAUGUAUCGCAAAGUCCAUAAAUAGAGGAAAUUUUAAUUUCAUUACAAUUUAGUGAUGACAUUUUCAAUUUCCCUCAACCUAUUGACAAUUUAUUCCACCUUCAAAUUUGGGUGGGCGGAGAGUAGUGAAGGACCAUUUCUAUGAGUGCACGGAGCGUGACUUUUGAACAGUGCGAAAUUCUAUAUGAAAUUCCCACGGUCGUAAAACGUUACAUACAAAUAUGCAGUAUAUUUUUUAUACUCGGUAUCGUUUAUAAAUUGUUUAUUUCAAUUUAUUUAAAGAAAUAAUAAAAUAACAGUACAUCUAUGCAAAUUAUUUUAAUUUCAUGUUAUAUUGUUUUUAAUAUUUUUCCUAUAAUAAUGUUGUACUUAGGUAUAACACUUCUUCAUUUUCACGUUAUUAACAAGAAUUUCCUCGCCCUUAAAUUAAUCGGAUUCCUGUGGCCAUUACAAUAUAGACCCCGGAGAAAAGCUUGUACUCCUUAUACGCGUCAGUAUUUUUGCACCCUGGACAUAACUGAAAUUGAUGAAAACAUUUCACAACCUUAUAGUGUAGAUAUUAUAGGUACUUCGUGCAGUUUUAUAUACUCCUAUAUAGUAUAUAAUGACCCAAAAUACAGAAGUAACUACACGGAAUGUACGUGAAAAAGAAGUUAUGUGAGCGUGCAAUAUUUCCAUAGAAAAUUUUGAAAUAAUUUAGUAAUACAGUAAAAUAUGCUUAUGGGUAGAAUACCCUUAGUAAAUUAAAUAACUUAAUUUGUAAAUGGUUAACAGGACACUUUUAAAAUUCUUGAAGUCAAUUUACUUUGAUAUCAUUUUUUUUUUUUUUUAACAUUGGCUAGUACACAAUAUAUUUAAUACAGAUAUUUAAAUUAAGUAUAACAAUAAUAUUUAAUAGGUUAUUAUUACCUAUUAUAAUAAUGUUACGAAUUGAUAUUUAAACUAAUAAUAGUAAUAAUAUUAGGAAUAAUAUACCUAUAUCCCUUUUCAACCAAAUCAACAACCGUAACUAUUAUGUACUAGUGACUAUACGGACGGAAGGACACAACAGGGAUAUAAGAUGUUUAGGUGUUAAGAAACCUAAAAUUACUCGUAAUUAUUAAAAUAAUAAAAUAUUUUUAUUUCCAUCAGUCGAUUUCAUACUUACUAACACGCACUUUAAACAACGACACUAUCUUACGCAGUAUUAACAAUCAUGACGACUUGAAGAAAUCUAAAAACGGAAAUCCUCGUCUACGGUAAGUAAAUUAUCCCUGCAAAUAUCGAUAUUAUCGAUAAUUUACUUUAAAUGCAUUAUUUGCACCUAAUCCGUGUAUAAUAUUAUUAUUAUUUUUAUUGUAAGCAUUUUAAUGAAUAAUAAUCUAAAAACGGAUCGUUUCUUUGAGCUCACGAUCCCCGGGAAGAAAUAUUUCACACCGUAUCAAGUAUCUUCAUUUGCGAGUGAACAUUUCAAAGAAGUCGCUAUUGGAAAGUACGUAUAAUAAGAUAUUGUUAUACUUUAUUAUUGAUAAAAUAGAUGUUAUUUUAUAUUAUCCUUCUCAGGAAAUCAUAUCAUAACAUUUACAUUUUUUCAGCUAUACUUUAAGACGUGGCGGCGAAGUGAUUUCCACGAAUAUAAGACUUAUGCCAGCCACGAUAUACACACUUCUUAUACACAAUGACAGUCGAAAAUUGGUAAAUUUAUUAUAAGUAAACUUAUAUCAACUCCACCCAUCUGAGCGCGGAUACCUUUUAUUUACCCUUAAAUAACCCGGUGUGCAUGAAUCGGUUAUUGACUAGUUUCCCUUAACGGCUGUUUUCGGCAUUUAACAAAUGUACAAAAUGUAAAACGAUUAUGAAACAUAACAUCCAUCACGUAAAAAUUCAACGAAAGAAACAAUUCAUAGUUGUUUUAAACGGAAAGCUGUGGAUGGUAAUUCAUACGUCCAUAAACGGCCAUUAAAAUGUAUAGUAAUAUCGCUGAUUUUAUAAUAUACCUACAUGAAUGUUUGAUCAUGUACUAUCUAUUUCCUUAUUUAAAAAAUUAUUAUGGUUAUUAUUUUUAAUCGAUUAUUGGAAAAGAUGUAUUAUAGGGUGCGGAUUAAAAUGCGAAUUUCAUUUUUUUUUCUGAAAUUCCUAAAGCAAUGCUUUAAAUCAAAGAAUUCAAAUACAAAUCUUUUAUUUUAGAUUUUUUUUGCAUUUACUUUGCAUUUUUAGAAUUUUUUUUUUAUUUCUAAGAGCAUUUUAUUCUUAAGUACAUUUUUAGAUUUUUAAGGAAUAUUUUCUUCUUUUAACAAACUUCAUAGUUUUUUCAGAAAAUGUAAUACAAUUUAUUUCGAUUUCCUCCAAAAAGAAAUCAUAUAAUCAUUAUUAUAAGUUUUAAGAACGUACUAUAAAAAUGACCUACAGUGUGCCUAUAGUAUAAAUAAUAUGGCAAUUAUAUUUUGAAUUUUAUUUUAUUUAAUCAUCCUUGUACCAUAACUGUACAUUUUUAAUUUUUUAAGUGAAUAUUUUAGAAAUUUUUUGUAUUACAAAAAUAAUAAUUUAUAAUACAAUCAUCCAUUAAUAUUCGAAUAUCAGAUUAGUUUUUUUUCAUUUAGCGAAAAAGGGAAAAGUACCCUAUUAGCGGAAACGGGACUUGACCAAUUGUAUAAUUUGGUAAAAAAGUGAAUCGACGGAAGAGCAUUUUUGGCGGAAACGAGUAACUCCCAUAAUAGUACCCAUAGUAUAUUAUACGACACGUGGUAAUUUCGUAUUAUCUGGACUAUCCGCUCAUUUAACGAAAAUCGAACAUACCAUUAGCCCAAACCUGAUCUACUCCAACGAAGUUAUAUAUUAAGUUAAAAUUUUAAACAUAUUCAUUGAAAAAAUACGUUGAGCUUAAAUAAAUUAGGAGUAGAUAAAAAUAAAACUACGCCGUGUAAGUCAAGGAAAUCAAAUAAUAAUUAGUUUUAUUUUUUGUCUUGCCUUGUAUAUACGAGAGUUGUCCCAAAAGUAAUGCACAGCGGGCUCUAACUGUCUUGCAAUGUGAUAUUAUCAGCUGAUUUUAGUAUCAGUUUGUAACUUGAAGUCUAAAGAACACGUGCGUUUUCAGUUUUAGUUGUUUUAGUAAAGUAUGAUGAUGUGUGAGAGCGAUAACGAAAGUGAGAACAAUUCGUCGGCUCACAUUUCUGUUUUUGAGCAACGCGCAUACAUUAAAAUCGAAACGAUUCGUGGUAAAACAGUGCCUGAAAUUCAUGCCGCGUUAAAUGAAGUGUAUGGAACGGAUACUGUGGAUCGUAGUACGGUGCAAAGAUGGCAUCAGCGAUUCCGUGAUGGUCGUAUAAGUAUUGAUAACAACCCUCGCUCUGGCCGACCCUCUACGGUUACUCAAGACAACACUAACGCGGCUAUUCUCGCAACUCUACUCGAUGAANAAUGGUGUGUCCAUAUUGCACGAUAAUGCGCGGCCGCAUAUCGGAGCACCAGUCGUCGCUCUUUUGGAGAAAUAUGGAUGGGAACGCCUCAAACACCCAUCGUAUUCGCCGGAUUUAAGUCCCCCGGACUUUGAUUUAUUUCCAAAACUGAAGGAACCACUUAGAGGGAUCCGUUUUCCCAACUUAGAUAUACUAAAUGAAGAAGUGAGCCGAAGGAUCCGUGAACUCAACAAAGAUGGCGUCCUAUGCGGCAUUCAAGCGCUCCCGAAACGAUGGCAAUCGUGUAUAGACAAGCAGAGAGAUUAUAUCGAAGGUCUAUAAUAUUGUAUUUAGUUUAAAAUAAAAACUUAUUUAUUCAGAGCAAAUUGCGCAUUACUUUUGGGACAACCCUCGUACAAUCGCUUAAAUGUGUUAAUUAAGGAAAUCGUUUAAGAAGAUUUUUUCCAUCAAACUGGACGUACAGUUAAGUUCAUUGGACCCAGUAGUGUACGAUUUUGCUUAUGAAAAUUUUGCACAUUAGAAAAUAAAUAGUAAAUAAUAGGAUUAUUCAAUUUUGUAAUAAAAUAUUUUAUUUCAAACAAAAUAUAUACAUUCAUUGGCGGAGAAGGGAUAAAUGGAAAAAGUACAAAAGUCAAGAAGAAUGUUUAACUGCACUUAAGGUUUUGUUUUUAGAAGAGGAGUGAACACACAGUGGAUAUUCACUAAACAAAUACCCUGGGUCACUGAAGUCACGCUCAAUGCUCGAAUAUAUACGUCGUAGAUUCUACGAUAAAUUUAAACGCGCUCAGAUGACUUAAUUCCACCUAUAUUGGGGAAUGAAAUAUUAUAAUAUAUAUUCAUUUUAUAUUUACGUGAAAUAUUUAUAGGAAUCGAAAUUAUUCGCUUCUGACAGGGGCAACCAUUUACACGUUUUAUGGCAGCUACCGCAAUAUGUGUUUAUAGUUUUUGCAAGUACAAUUUUUUUCUCUACGUCCGUUCAAUUUUCGUUUACUGAAGUAAGUAUAUUAAAUAUUAUAUUAUCUUGUUAAUUUUUUUUCUAUACUUUUCUAUAGACGUAAUAUUUGCAUUAUUUUUAAGGAUCUUAGAUCAGCACAAAAUUAAAAUACAACCCAUCAUCACGAUUUAUUUCUAGUUAUAACGUUUUACAUUCUGAACGCAGAUUGAUUUUACAAUAAUGUGUGGUUUCUCCCUCUCUCUCUCUCUCUCUCUCUCUCUCUCUCUAUCUAUCUAUCUAUCUCUAUCAACAGCUCUUCUACCAGAAAUUAAAAAACGACAAGAAACUUUUUUUGGAAAAACAGAAGUAAAAAAAAGUAUAGGAAAAACUGACAAACUAACGGUAAUAAAAGUUUCAUUGUUUUUGGUUUUAUUUUAGUUUUCGUUUGAUUUUUAUGUAGAUAUAAUAAUUUUUAGCAGGAAAUUUCAAUAUGUUAAUACAAUAUUUUUAUUAUAAGUCUUACUUAGUGGUAAAAAAAAUUAAUGUUGUUAUUUUAUUUUAUUUUUAUAAGCAAUUUAAUUAUUUUAAGUUCAAAUUUUGAUAGAAAUCGUAAAAACCAUAACAUUUCAAAACCAAUUCAAUUGAAUUUAGCUCAGAAUCAUUUUCCAUAAGCAAUGGUUUAAAAUAACAGUAUAAAUUAAAUAAUAGCACUUAUACAUUAUCUACCAUCCUAACGUACCGCCUAGGGAUUCGAGAGCCGAGGUGUGGGUCAAUGAUGGAACUCUCGUUUUCAGGGGAGGCUAAUCGGCUCAUGGAAAAAAGAGAUUGAUAAGUAAAAAAAAAAGUAAUCACUUGUUUUUAUACACCCGUCCCACUCCCUUCCCUGUCUGUGUUUCUUAAAAUGCAAAAAAAAAGGUUAUUGUUUUUGUAGCUAAACAACACUUACCAAAAUCUAACUAAUAAUCUAACCAAACUAUAUUUACAAUAAACAACAUCAAAUAUAAAUUUGUUUACUCAUUCAAUCAGUGGCGGAUUUACGGGGGGGGGGUCCAGGGGGCCUAGAUCCCUCCCAGAAACUGAUAUAAUUUAAAUAAAAUGUCGUCCAAAAAAGAGGCAAGGCAUCUAUUAAUAGAAAUACCUUUUAAAUACAUAUACAUAUUAUUUUUCAGGACCCAUCCCGGAAAAAUAUUGAAAAUCCGCUACUGCAUUAAAUAUUUUUUAUUAUUUUAGUUUUAUGAUGUAUUUUUUGUAUUUGAAAAUAACUAUUCUACCGAAAAUUUUGCUCUAAUCAAAAACAGAAUUUUUUUGUUGCACAUUGGAUCUAGCUAGUGUAUUAGGGGAGCCAUUUUAGUGAUUUUUGAAGCGGUUUUUAUGUUACAUUAGAUAACAUUAUAUAGUAUUAAAUAAUAUAUUUGUAGUAGUAUUAAUAUAAUAAUAAUAAUAUGGCAUAGAAUAAAAGUUGUUUAAUAAAAUCAGAUAAAAAUAUAAUAUAAUCAUUUAAAAAAAUAUUAUUUUCUUUGCUUUAGUAUACAAAAAAUCAUCAAUAAUUUGUUUAGUACCUAAUUCCUGUGUACGUUAUUUUUUAUAUAGUAAUUUUUUAUUAGCUUCAAUUUGUAAAAUUAACGUUCUACAGAUGCCACAGUUACUGGUAAACUCAAAAAAUAAUACAAGCACUCAUUAUGUCACUAUAUACUAAUGAAAGAUAAUUUUUCGAAAAAAAACUCACAAAGUUCUUUUAUUGUUUUCAAUUUUGUACAUUUCAAACACUCCAAGUGUUAAUAGUUGUCGAGUAAAAUCGAAACUAAUUUAAUUUUGAUAAAACUUAACAAAAUUAUACGCUGAUUUAGUUAACUUUGAUUCUUUAAAUUGUUAUAAUCAUUGAAAGUUUAAUUAUUGUUUAUUAUCUUCAUUUCUUCAAAUCUUUCUUAUGACUGUACUAACGCAGUAUCAAUAAAUGGAAAAAAUAUAGUUACCCAAAAAUUAUCCUCAGCAAUUUAUUUAUUUAUUUGAAUAUGCUACUGGACUAGCCCAAGUUACAAUGUGUAGAGUAUUUAAAAUAUGCUUAAAUAUAGAAAUGUAAUAUAAUGUGUUUAAUAAUUUUGAAGGAAGUUAUAAAGUUAAUGUAAAGAAUGGUCGGUAUUUGCGAUGCGCAUAAGACGGAUAAUUGAAGAAUGGAGAAGGUAAUUAGAUGAAGAUAUAGAAAUAUGUAAUAAAAACUGAUGAACAGGUAUGACGGCAGAGAAAAUCAAAGGUGAUACGGGAUAGAAGUUCGAGGCAACCAAUUUUAUAAGAAGGAAGGUUAAAUAGGAAAGUGUUAAGUGUCGACAAUCAGUAAGGCUUUCGAAAGAUAAAAAUCUUUAGACAAGAAUGUAAUCAUAGGGAUAAAAGGUAUGUGUAGUUUAAAAACAACAUGACGAAGAAAUUUUCUUCAGAUCUUUUCUAUCAUUUUAUGAGCGGCAGCGAAUAAAGGGUCUCAGAGCACAGGGUCAUACUCUAAAAUAAAAUACAAUGGACAAUAAAAAAGUGUUUUUAAAUGAGCAACUAGAUUAAAUCCCACAGACACAUGAUUAAUGAAAUCCAAUAGUUUAAAAGCUUUACUGCAGAUAUUUUGGAUAUGCAUGUUAGGAAAUAGAGUCUGUGUAAAAUUAAAAUCUAAAUCUUUUACAAAGUUAUCUGCAAUUAAUAAGGGUAGUCGUACAAUACACAUAUCAAAAUACUCCAGGCAAAGCACUUAUUUAUUUAUUUAUAUAUUUAUUUACGAGUAUUAACCAUUUAAUAAUUUCGUUUUUACUUUAUUAAUUUUUUAUUGUUAAUAAAUGUCUAAAAAUAGUUUCCGAAAUAUUAUCACAAUAUGUUUUAUUUAUUUCAAAAUAACCCGUUAUUGAUAACGGGUGGAAUCUAAAGUACAGAAUGAAUGCAAAAAAAAAUACAAAUUAAAAUAUUUUAAUAUAAAUUUUGCUUAGAUAGUAGUGAUUAAAUUAGAUAGAGUGAUGGCUGAAAAGUGUAUUGACCAGACGCAUUAAACGAUCAAGACAAUGAUUGUGACAAUAUUCGUAGUACAAUUGGUUACUACGUAAGGGGCAAAGGAACGAGUAGAGCGCUAGGGUCGUACAGGACAGGAAGAAAGAUGCAUUAAAUGAGCCAUUUUUAAGUUUAGCUAAAAAGUGUAGAUUAGCAUCAGUACGUCUAUCAGCUAAGUUAGACAGGCCUAACUCCAGGAGAACAGGAAAAUGAAUGGGGUGGGGAAUAUUCAUAGCAAAAUCAUCUAAGGACAGAAAACGUCUUUUGAACUCCCUCUAAAGUAGAAGAGUCGGUAGCAGUAUAUGGAUACCAAAGAAACCAAACGGAAACAUAAUAGAGUAUGUGCCGAACAAUAGUGUAGUACAGGGUCUUGAGAAAAUAAGAGAGUAUAAACUCAGAAGAUACCCACUUAAGAAAUCCUAAAAUUUCUAAAGCUAUUCAACUAAUUAACACAAUAUGUGCAUGAUAAUUGAGAUCCGAUGUUAGGAUUACACCUAGGUCUUUUUUCUACGAACGCGUGAGAUAAUAGAGCCAUUUUAAGUAUAGUUGUAGGUGAAUAAAGAGCUAGAUCUAACAAAUGACAUAGACUGGCAAUCAGCAACAUUAAGAUGUAGCCUGAUGGAGGUAAACCAUGUAGCCUAUUAAUCUCAUAUUAAUUUGCAGUCCAAUAUUAUAGUUAUAAUGCGGUAUAUUUUUAGAUCGUUAGCAAAGCAAAGGAGGUUACAAUAGGGUAAGAUUAUUUUGAUACCAUUAAUGAAUAGAUAGAAGAGCAAGGAGGAGAGAUAUCCACCUUAUGGAACCCCUGAAUUUGGAGUCGUAAUCAUAAAUUGAUUACCAUAUAUCUUUACCUACUGCUGUCUACCUGACAUAUAUGAUUUACACCAUUGCAAAAUUGGGUUAACAAGUCACCAAAUCCAGAUUUAUAAAGUAUUUCCAAAAUAAAUGAUUUGAUUAUUAUGAUCCACACCAUCAAAUGCUGUAGCGAAAUCAAUGAAUAUCCUGAAGUCGACCUAAGAAUUAUUUUCAAAAGCCUCUAAAUAAAAUUGUUAAGAGUAAUAAGGUUCACGGCCGAGCAUAAAAUAAUACUGUUCAUCCAUAAGGAUAGAGUUAACAAAAGGCUGAAUACCAAUAAAAAAAAAGGAUUCAAAUAAUUUAGAGAUAUGACCAAGAAUUGAGAUAGGCUUGUAGUUUUAAACGUUGGAUUCAUCACCAGAUUUAUAUUAUAUAGAAGUAAUUAAGUUGAGCUUCCGAAUUGAGGGAAAUAUGCUUUCAUCGAAGAAUCACCUGAUUAAAAUUAAUAGUAUGCAUACUUCACUGAGUACACAGAAAAAAUCUCAAGUUAUAAAGAAAAAUUUUAGAUAAGCUAUUGAGACCCGUAGACCUGACAUUCUUCAAUUUUUUGAGGCCUGUAUAAAUAUCCGAGAUACUAAAACUACAAUUACUAGGAAGGUUGUGAUAUAAAAAUGGGAAAUUAAUUGGGUGAGCAGUAGACGGCGCAGUAUAAUCAGAGUUAAAGUAUGAAGAAAACAUAUUUGGAAUUUGGGUAUGGCUGGAACUGGAGAAAUCAUUAAAGAAAAUACAUCUAGGAAUGGAAUUAUUAUACUUAUUAUUACGAAUAAAGGUCCAAAAAGAGCAAGGGUAUUGUCUCAGUAAGAAUUCAGUUCAAGUUUAGUAGGCUUUGUAGCAUUUUUUGGAUUCGAGUUUAUAACAAGCCCGAAGUUUCGAGAAUAGAACAUAAUCAUGAGCGUAAUUAGUGCGUUUAAAGGGGGCAUACGCUUUUCUUUUGACAUAUAUUAUAUAUUCGAAUUGUUUAGAGAACCAAAUAGGGAAUUUUGAGUUGACAUAGGUCACAACAGGGACAUAUUAUAAGAUGCUGGACUGAAGACCAUCGUAGAGUGCGUUAAGCGGAAUCAACAUUGAGGUUUUUAAGUGUCGACCCAGUUAAAAGACUCAAGAAAAGAAAGUAUAUGAGGAUAAAAUACUUUAUAGAAAUUGCAAGAAGUAUGAGACCUAUCCAUAAUAGGUAUUAAAUGAAUCAAAGAAGAAAAUAUAUAGAGUGCUGGAUUGUACGGAGCGCAGGGAACUCCAUAACAGGUUGAUUUAACCACAUGCAUGAUAUUAUUAUUGGAAAAAAUUAGAUUAAGUUGUUUACCAAAAGUUAUAAUGAAUGUUAUUGAUUCGAAAGAAGUUGAAGAAAGCAAAUGAGUCAGGAAUAAUGUGAUUGAACCGUAAGUUGAAAUUUUUGCUCCAGAUUUUGAUGUUACAUAAUAGUAAUCAUUUCUUAAGAAAACUUCUUAAUAUUAUUUGCAUCAGCGUCAGAGCAGUUUGUAUUUAAUAUAAAACUAUUAUUGGUUUACAUGGACCAUAUUAACAUGCCUAAUUUACUGAUGUUUUAAAAAAAACAAAUAAUAAUAAACUAACCUAGUUAAAGUUUCUCAUGACAAACAUUUUGUAAAACAGAUUCUUGAUAAAGUGAUGAAGUUUAUCUUCAGUAAAUUUGUUUGUAAUUGGUGUUUCCUAAAAUAACAAUUCAAAAAUAUAGACGGACAUAUUUCUAACGUGGGCGCAGCCACUGUUGUAGGUAGAAAGUUGGGAAAAUAGGAUACAGACGGGAAUUAAUGUAUAUCUGUAAGCAACGAUAAGCCAUUGCUAACCAAAAAACUAUUCUAAGGGAAGUUUAGUUGAUAAUGUUACUUUGUCAAUAAUACAAUACAUGGUAUAUGUCAUAUCAUGGUAAAAUGAUUACAAUAAUGUGCGUUUUCAUGAGGUCCGAGAAGUUAACAGGAACUUGAAAGACACUAAUUCCUGCUAUACCACCAAAUUUUAGUGCUUUCAGAAUAUAUAAAAAUACAAAUUUCUGCUCACUUCAAACUCGAGUUAUCGAUAUCACAAAUUGUUUAAUUUAAAACUCAGUAUUAUAAUUCUACAGUCAUUUAUCACGGUGACAACAAGUAGACAAACAAGUAAACAAGUAAACAAGUAGACAAGUAGACCAUACUAGUAGUAUUAUAGUUUUAAUGGUUUUUUUAUUAUCUUAUUAUCCAUUAUUUUGUUAUCUUUAAAUUAUUUACAGACACUGUUUAAUAUUUUAAAUUAUGUAUAAAUGAUCGAGUUAUGGUUGACAGGCGGUUUAUUGUACCUACGUCCCACUAUGUACAAAUGCUAUUUCCUUCAUGUAAAUCGUUUUAUCUUAUUUUGUAUUUUUUAAGAUAAUAUUCAAAAGAGAAAUUAGUACUCCAUUUAAACUCGAGUUUAGUAAAACGAGUGAAAAUAGAUUAAAUCAAACUAGCUUAUUAAAAAACCUCCUAUUUAUUUAAAACAUACAUACUUCCUAUAAGUAAAAAUUAAAAAAAAUACUAUACUUAUUACAAUAACUUAAUUAUUACAUUAUCGUUCUAGUUUCCGAACCUAAAGUUUAUUCUGUAAACAAUAAUAAUGCAACCAUAACAUAUUUCGAUGAUCUAACCUGUUUGAUAUUUUUCUUCAUGUCAUCAUGAACCUAAACCCAAUAUAUUUGUAAUUUUGUGAUUUUUCAAAUCAUUUAAUAAAUUAAUCAAAUACGUACAGAGUAUUUAGUUGAAUACUUGAAAUUGGUACUUUUAGCAGAAAACAGUAUAUAUAAACAACAAUAUCAAGUUAUUAUACAUUUUUCAUAUCUAAUAAAUCCAUUGCAAUAAUCUUCAAUGCAGUUUUUCUUUUGAUUGAAAUGUUUCCUGUGAAUCUACCAAUGUUUGUACCUCACUUAUAUUUUCAUCUUUAAAAUUCAAAGGAUUGAUGAAAAUGUUAUAGAUAGAAGUAGAUUUUUAGAAUUAGCAUUUGAACAUUUUUAAUUUCUUUUAAAUAAUGAAUGUUUUAAAUCUCUAUGAAUUUCAACUACGUUACAAUCACAGUCUAUUCUUUACAUAUUGUUUGGCAUAUCAGUUUUACUAAAAAUAUUUUUAAAAUAUCAAAUCUUUUUUUGAUAUAUUUUUAUUGAUAGUAUUUGUUUUAAGUACAUCAAUUGCUAAUUCAAUUCCAGGAAUAUUGUCAAACAUUGAAACCUUAUCACGUAAUUUCCUGUUAUCAAAUAAAUAAACUGCAAUUAAUUGUACGAUUGAAUCAAAUUCGCAUGUAUCCAAGAAGUUAUACGUAACUUCAUUCCUUUUUUUGACUACCACAGCCAAUAAUUAUAAUUCCAUCAUUUGGAAGUAAACCAAUUUUUGACCAUUUUUUUCAUAUUAUUUUUAAAUAGCAACUGGAGUAAUAACAAUAACGAGUUUUGAAUUAUUGUAUAAAUCUUUAAGAGUUUCGGAUAAUACCUUGUUUUAUACUAUUAAGUUGUACAGUAAUAGUAUAGUGUAUAGUAUAGUUGUAUGUAUAGCAUUUUUAUAUGGACUUUGUUUAUUUGUAAAAUAUCGUCUAAUAUGUCUGAGUUUACGUACUACGUACUAUUAUAUAUUAUACUACAAAGUAGAAUUUUAAUAAGUUGGUGAUGCAAAGUAUAAGCAUAGAAUCUAUUGUAGAUAUUGUACAAGUUCUUAAACAAAUAGACUGACAGGAAGGAAAUAGCAUUUGUACAUAUUGGGACGUGGGUACGAAAAACCAACAGUCAACCAAAACUCGAUCAUUUAUACUCAAUUUAAAAUAUUAAACAGUGUCUGUAAAUAAUUUAAAGAUAAUAAAAAACCAUUAAAACUAUAAUAUUACUUAUAUGACAACUUCAAUGUUGUCAGCGUGAUAAAUGACUGUAGAAUCAUAAUACUAAGUUUUAAACUAAAAAAUUUGCGAUAACGAUAACUUGGGUUUGAUGUAAGCACAGAUUUUUAGUUUUAUAUAUUCUGAAAGCACUAAUUGAGCACUAAAAUUUGGUGGUAUAGAGGGAAUUAGUGCUUUUCAAGUUUCCAUUAACUUUACGGGCCUAUUUCCAUGAUAACAAUGAUUGUUUAAAAAAGAUUAAAACAAUAAUAACAAAAAAUAAAUAUAAAUGGCUGCCAAUGACAACCUUAUUUUUAACCUUUCAACCUUUUUCAAACUAAAGAUGGAGGUUUACCUCAUUAUCUCGAAUAUUAAUUAGAAUAUCAAAAAAUUACUUCUUUACAGUACCACCCAGAGAAUAUUUCCUUUCAGAAAAAGUGUUUUAUUUAAUAAUUGUAGUAUGCUUUCUGAUAGAAAAAGUGUUCACAUAAAAAAAAUAACAAAAAAAACGUCAUUGUAAAACCAAUACAUUCCUCGUCCCACUCAGAAUCUAAUAAUAAUUUGUACCAAGAGGAGUACGUACUUUUCAGAAUCUAAAAACGAAAUUGAAACUAAUAAAAGAAUUAUUUUUUUACAUUUUCCGUACUUUCUACAUUUUUUUUUCGGUUUAGCUCAAUUAAUAAAAAAACUGCAAAGAAAGUAAAAUAAAGACCUUUUUUUUCACCAACUAGAUUACAAAUUGAUCAAAAAAUCACUUUUUAUUUUUUAAUUGGAGCAAUAAUAUUAGAAAACAUAGGCCGAAAAAAAUAAAAUAAUGAAUUUUUAACCGUGUAAAUUUGUCAAUUUUAAUUUUACGUUUUUUCUAAUCUAUAUAAUAUAUAAAAUAUCAUGUCCUGACUGACUGAUUCAUCAUCGGCUAGCCCAAACCACUAGACAAAUCGGGCUGAAAUUUGGCACAUAGAUAGCUAUUAUGAUGAAGGCAUCCGCUAAGAAAGGAUUUUUGAAAACUCAACACCUAAUGGAGUAAAAUAGAGGUUUUAAAUAUAUUCAAUACGAACAUCUAAGUGCUUAUUUAUUUAUUUUUGUUUAUUCGAGGGUUACUUUGGUCGCGACGGAAAAGAAAACAAUUAUAAUUAUUAUUAUUACCAUUAUUUACACUAUUAAAAUGUCACAAUAGAACAUAUUUAGUCCACCGAAUGGGUGGGCUACCCACUUUCCAUUUAUUUAUUUUCAUUCAGUUCUGACACGGCCAAAACCAAAAAUGAAUAUGGGUAAAAUAAUAACAAUACAAAUUGGUACGGGCAACGCUGAAUUCGGGACCGCUAGUAAAUAAAUAAAUAAAUAAAUAAAUAAAUAAAUAAAUAAAUAAAUAAAUAUACACUAUUUAAAAUUUAAAAUAUAAAUGUUUGCAACUUGUCAAAUCGUCUGUAUGUAAAAAUGUUUAUUAUAAUAUACACAGAACAAAAUUAUAGCCAGGUUUAACGGUAUACUGUAUAGGUAUUAUUCAAAUAAAAACUAGAUAUAAAUUUUAAAAUUGUUUAAUCGAAAAAGCGCACAUUAUUAAUUAUAUUAAAUUCUAAAAACGUCAUAGUAAAACUCUUUACUGAUUAUAUAUUAUUAAUUUAAAAAAUAUUAUCUUUAAUUUAUUGCAUAUUGAUUUCUUUAGGCUCCACUCAGAAUAAAAUCAUUCAUAGCAGCCUGUUCCUUUUUAGCUCAUUCAGCCGGUAACCUCAUAGUCGUCCUCACUUCAUCUCUUUCGAUUGAACAACAAGUAAGAAUAAUUAUUGCCCAUUUUUGGAGGUUAAACCCUAAACACGCGUAGCCAUAUUUUAUCUAAUCAUCAAUAUUUUAUGGUCACCAAAAUUAUUUUUUUCAUUUCUCAGGUGCACGAAUAUCUAUUUUUCACCGGUCUCAUGUUUUUAGACACGUUAUUAUUAGCCUAUUUAAGUAGUAAUUACAAGUAUAAAACGUUCAAACAAAGAACAAUUGACUUCGAAAAAGGCCAAAUUAUUAACGAAAAUACACAAAUCAAAGAUUUGCCAAGUAAUAAAACGUGA